Messenger RNA from Harpia harpyja (harpy eagle), 1981 nucleotides. RefSeq names its product SH3 domain-binding protein 5-like. NCBI's taxonomy places the organism in Eukaryota, Metazoa, Chordata, Aves, Accipitriformes, Accipitridae. Gene Ontology annotation, cellular component: cytoplasm. Gene Ontology annotation, molecular function: protein kinase inhibitor activity. The record is from RefSeq and is a predicted model, not a curated record. Gene Ontology annotation, biological process: negative regulation of protein tyrosine kinase activity; intracellular signal transduction.
UCCCUGGGUGGUGCGAUGGAGGAUGAGGGGGACACGGGGAUGAGAUGUUCCCUGCUCCUCGCCUCCAGGAAGCCCGCACCCGCCUAUCGCCGGAUCCUCUCCGAAUCGGCAAGGAAGCUCAACGCCCAAGGUUCCCAGUUGGGCAACUGCAUCGAGAAAGCUCGACCUUACUAUGAAGCCCGGCGCCUUGCCAAGGAGGCUCAGCAGGAGACGCAGAAAGCGGCGUUGCGGUACGAGCGAGCCGUCAGCAUGCACAACGCCGCUCGCGAGAUGGUUUUCGUGGCAGAGCAGGGGGUCAUGGCCGACAAGAACCGUUUGGAUCCCACCUGGCAGGAGAUGCUCAACCAUGCUACGUGCAAAGUCAAUGAGGCGGAGGAAGAGCGGCUGCGGAGCGAGCGGGAGCACCAGCGCGUGACCCAGCUGUGUCAGCAAGCCGAGGCCAAGGUCCAAGCCCUCCAGAAGUCCCUCAAGCGCGUCAUUGUUAAGAGCAAGCCUUAUUUUGAGCUGAAAGCCCAGUUCAACCAGAUCCUUGAGGAGCACAAGGCCAAGGUGACGGCGCUGGAGCGGUUGGUGUCGCAAGCCAAGACGCGUUAUUCGGUGGCCCUGCGUAACCUGGAACAGAUCAGCGAACAGAUCCACGCUCGACGUCUCCAACGCCUCAUCGUUCGUCGAGCUUCGCCGGUGGGAGCCGAAGCCAGUCCUCAACACGCCGGGGUACCGAGGUGGGGGUGACAGAAGGGACACAUUUGGGGGCCGAGUGCCCCCCCAGCCGACACGCUUUCGGUGCUCAGCCUUCAAACCAUCGCCUCCGACCUGCAGAAGUUCGACUCGGUCGAACAUUUAUUGGGCUUGUCGGACGCUACCAGCCUCAACAGCGACGAGCUGGAGGAACGAGAGCAACGCCGGGGCGGGCAGGGGUCAUUCAAACAUCACCGAAGCAUCAGCCUUUAGCCUCCGCCACCCCGAGCCUGCCCCCUCCCGUGGCUUCUCCCCUCCAUGGGGAACCCCAAAAAGGCGGAGCGGGGUCGGUGCGUGCCGCCGUUAUCUCCCGCAGAGGCUGCAGGGGGGAGGACGGAGCUGAUGGGGGUGACGCUUGGAAUCCCCUUGUUGACAAAGGUGACACCGUCGGGGGCCAAAAUUUGGGGGGUUGUUGGUGUUCACCCCUCCGAAUUUGGUGGAUGAAGUGUGUGGGGGGCGGUGGGAGCCGUGUCCCGUGGGGCUGUGUGUGCCCGGCAUUGGGAUACUGAGUUAAGCUGCGUGUUGGGUGUUGACAGCGAGCGGCUGGGGUGGGCAAGGCUGCUAACGAAGCUGCUAACGAAGCUGCUCAGUUGCGGCCUCUCCUCGAUGCAGGAGCUUGCACCCCUAAAACGCUUGGGGGGGAUGCCGUACCGGGGACCCUGCCCACCGGGAUUGGGGCGGGGGGACACACAACAUCCCCUUACCUGUCCCCCCUCCUUUCCCCCCAGCUCUGCCCCCCCCCCAAAUUUCAGACUCUUAUUUGGGGUUAUUUUCCCCCUUUUCCAGCAAAAGGUGAGGCAGAAGCCAAAUUGCACUAACAGGAUGGGGGGGCCCCACAGCCGUUUUGGGGUACUGUGGAGGGGGGGGGCUGCGGCCGUGCCAGGGCUGUGAUGAGAACCGCACCAGUUCGAGGCAGCCCCGGGGGUCGGUUGGAGUGUAUUUUCCGGCAAGUAAAAUAUAUCCCCCCCCUCCCUCCAUGUGGUUUUAUUCGCUCGGUUGCACCCCAGGUAUCCUAAAAAUCACCCCCCGCGAUGAUAUUCCAGCAUCUGGGAACAGCUUGAAGCCUCGAGGGGGAAUAACGGCUUUGGGAAUGGGAUUGUUGCAGCCCUACGGUGGUGAUUUUGCUUCCUGAGGUUUUAAAAAUCCACUACGGGGAUGGGGUCAAAUCCCUGAAGCUUGAAAAAACAAGCCAAUAGCCCCAAAUAUUAUAAACAUAAAUAAAAAUCACUAUUGUUAGUAAUUA